CCUCAAUGUAAGACUUUCAAUUCCCCUCACCAGCGGUAAGGAUUGUUAGAAGCUAUAUUGAGGUAUUAACAUUUUUUGGUCCUUCGAGCCGGAUAAAGAGCUCGGCCAAAUUAAAAAGUCCUGUACUUACAAAACAGGCAAAAUACAAAAAAAGCCCUGUUCAAAAUACAGGCAAAUUAAAAAAUAAUUGUAAGACGGGUGUAUAUUCCCGCAUUAAAACCGAUCGCAUAAGCCGUUUUAGCAGAGACUAAACGCAGUGAUCUAACUGCUAUCCAAGAGAUAUUCAGCGGCUGUGAGUCGAGGCACAGCAAGGUCAACUAGGCGACCAAAUCAAAUACCUCCAACGAUUUCUUUGGAGAACAACAAGCAGUUAAUUAAUAAAUAAAAAAAUGUUGCGGAAAAACUCUCAAAAUGGGAAUAAACAAGAAGAAAAAUCCUGAAGCCCAAGCGGAUUUUUCCGAAAAGGUGUUGUACACGUCCAACACUUUUCCAACAAAGCCAUCAAGUAAAAGAAAAAUUGAAGAAGUUGAAGCUAAACACCAAGAUUUAGAUCGAAAAACUUCCUUAUUCAUGAGGAAAGUUGAAAACCUCAGAAGAAAAAUGGAAGAUCUAAGCAUGGAAUUAAUGAUCGACAACGAUCAAAUAAAAGGCUUAGACUGUUUAUUUACAGACAUUCAAAAUCUAAAAAGCAAAUUAGAUUUUAAUGUUGAAAUCGAAGACAUAUUCGAAAAAAUAUAUGACGAAUACUACGAAGAGCUUAAACAUUUAAAGAAAAAGUUACAAAAAGAAGAGCCUUAAAUUUCUUAUCGCCCUAACUUUAAAGAAAGAAAAAUAAUAAAAAUUCCAACAUUUUAUGGCGAUACUAAGGAAUGGGCCAAAUUUUACAACGUGUUCAAAGUUAUGGUACAUGACAACGACCAGAUGAAGAACAUAGAGAAAAUGCUGCGUCUUCGUCAAUGCUUAAAAGGCGAAGCUGCACGAGUAAUACAGCAUUUUCAAAUUUCGUCAAAAAAUUAUGAAGCUGCAUGGAGUCUACUUAAGAAAAAGUAUGACAAUCAGCCAAUUCUGUUCAUCGUACCCAAAUUAUCUACAACUGCGACGAAACUAACUAAUGCAGUACAAAAGAUUGAACACGAAAAACUUAUAAAAAUUCCAUUACUCUCUCUAUCUUCUGUUGAGGAAAAAACAACAGAAAUAAUAGAGAAAGAUAUAAAGGAAAAUGAAGCUGAAGAAGAAUCACUUGAAGAACUUCGUAAGCCUUCAAAAACUGAGGAAUCUCACAAUCCCAUAUCUCUUUCGGCAGGCUCACAUUUUGAAGAAAUGUGGGAGAGUGAAGUCCAGACGAAAUCCUUUGAAGAUAAGGACGAAACUGAAGUAAUUGAAUACAUUUUAGAAGACAAGCUGCGCGUAGAGGAAAUUACUUUUGAGGAGCAAGGCACAUUUAACGAUGUGAACAAUAAAAUGUCUCCUAUGGAAAUUGAGGAGAAUGCAAAAGAUGAAAUAAAAUAUCUUGCAGAAAGAGAUGUUGAAGUUGAUAACGGAAGUGUUUCAAACGAUGGUUCAGAGGGGGAAAAGGAAAAUGCAGGCGAAUCGAAUGAGGAAUCGAUAAAUCUAACUAUUGGUGAAGACGAACAAAAGCUUUUGCAUGAUAAGGCACCUGAUGAAAAGGAAAAAUGCACCGAUGCAGAAGGUGAUACUACCGGCAAGAAUUCAGCGCAAAAGAGUACAAAAGCGGUUGCAGCUUUGGAUGACACAAGAACAUCCAAGGGUGGAUCCAGCAGCAGUAAAUGCAGCAAGUCUGAUGACGAUAAAUCGAAGAGAAAAGAUGAGAAGUCCGGCGACAAAAAGCAUAAAGACAUUAGUGAACAAAAAUCAUCUUCAAACAAGUCUUCGCAGACGGAUGACAAAGAAAAGUCUUCAGUGAAUAUCUCUACAAAAUCGUCGUCCACAGGAAAGCAGACAACACCUUCACGUAAUCUUUGGAUAUCCGGGUUAUCUUCAUUAACGAGAGCCAGGGAUCUGAAAACUAUAUUUUCUAAAUAUGGAAAAGUUAUCGGAGCCAAGGUGGUCACCAACACCCGAACUCCUUGUACACGUUGUUAUGAUUACGUAACAAUGCCAUCAUCGUCGAAUGCCAGUCGUUGCAUUGAGAAUUUGCAUCAUACCGAACUCCAUGGACGGAUAAUAUCAGUAGAGCUCACUAAAAACGAAAUCAGCAACUCAACAAGUGUCGCCAAAACACGAGUGGAUAAAACAAAAAUAGAUCCAGUCGGAAAAGCGGAUGUAGUAACAGCCAUUUGGGAGUUACUAUUACCAUGGCAGCUUGCGUUAAAACAAACGGACAAGCUAAAAACCAAAAGACGACAACGAAGAGCAGAGAAAGCUACGAGAAGGCAUUGACAAGAUCAGCAACAGCGAAUUAAAAUUAAGUGAGUUAAAUUUAAGAAACCAUAGCGGACAUUUAUCUUUAUUGUUAGUAGUAAUUGUAAUAUUAUGCCUUUUAAUACUAUAUUUCCGUUAUAAAUGUAAAGCGAAUAAUGCUGAUAGAAUCAUUGUCAAUAUUCCCAACCGAUAGAAUAUUAAUAACAUAAAAAAUACAGUCCACUAGAUUUAAAUAAUCAUUUCUUUCCCUCGGCAAUAUGUUCAAAUAUCAUUGAACAUGCUUACUUAUCAGCAAAGCCGAAAUUCUACUAAAUAGAAAUAUCUAUUUAUACAUAUAUUAAUAUACAUACAUACAUAUAUAUACAUAUACAUAAUGCAUUUACAAGCAAUGCAUCGAAUAAUAAUAAUAAUGCAUGGGACACACAUCAUAAAUUUACAGAAGAGAUAACACACACACACACACAUGUAUUAAUUUGUACACUUAAAAUCAACCCCAUGUCAAGCAGCAAUAAAAAAUAUGCUGCAAUACAUAAAAACAUACACACAUACAAAUAUAUUUAGUUAUUUAAGAUAGUUUUAGAAAUUGUAUAUAAGCAAGAAAAAUACUAAAUAAAAAUUAGAAUGAAUAUAUUCUCCCUCGAAAUAAGACGUUUCAUUUCCCCCCACCAGUGGUAAGGAAUGACAAGUUCUUUUUUUGAGGCCAAUGUUUGACAACAUAAAUCAAACACUGUGUGUCAAAAAUGGGUUGAAUCGGACCAAUACUUCCCUUAGCCCCCAUACACUCAAUAUAAAGAAUUUCGAACUUCUGGGUGACUUUGUACCGCAUAUGUCAGCCAUAUGUGAGUUAUCCCAAUGAAAAUAAGAGAGCGUACUUUAUUCAUAACAGUGUUAAAAUAGAUACAUUUUUAGCGAAAACUUGACCAGGAUUUAAUAUCAGGAUUUUCGAACAUCCGGCAGACUUUACUCUAUAUAAUUGGUUUUACAAAGUAUUUCCCUGGAAUUGAUUAUCGCAAGUUGCAAGAGUAUAAAAUGUUCGGUUGCACCCGAACCUAGUCCUUCCUUACUUGUUCUAGUGGGUUUCUCCAACCCGCCUCGUUUACGUACACUUUGUUUUCUUUGAGCACUGAAUGUCUUCUUCG
Molecule: messenger RNA, 3521 nt
Organism: Bactrocera dorsalis (oriental fruit fly)
Lineage: Eukaryota; Metazoa; Arthropoda; Insecta; Diptera; Tephritidae
Product: SAFB-like transcription modulator
Exons: 2
Coding region: 901-2400 (499 amino acids)
Biological process (GO): regulation of transcription by RNA polymerase II; regulation of mRNA processing
Cellular component (GO): nucleus
Molecular function (GO): sequence-specific DNA binding; RNA binding
Source: RefSeq, a predicted model, not a curated record